AUGGCCACAUCGUUGAAAGCAGAGCUGGACAUAUGGGCAGCAGCUUUAAAGGCAUAUGAUGAGCAGGAUUUCGAAAAGGCCCUGGAUUCAUUUUCGCGCAUUGCGGAUUCCUCCAAAAUCCUCACAAACAUGGGCCUAAUCUACGCCACGAUCGGUGAGCAUGAGGCUGCAGUCCAGCAGUUCAUGGCUGCUACAGCUCUCGAUCCGUUCCUCGCUAUUGCCUACUUCCAAUGUGGGGUGUCUAACUUUUUACUGAGUCGAUACGAUGUUGCCCUGCAAAAUUUUGACGAUGCGCUACUUUAUCUUCGCGGAAACCAAGCUAUUAACUAUGAACAAAUCGGCCUCAAAUUCAAACUGUUCUCACCUGAAGUGCUCUUCAACAAAGGUCUUUCUCAUAUUUAUCUUGGCUACCCGACCGAGGGGCUAGCUGAGAUGGAGGACGCGCGCAAUCUGAAGGUGACCAAUGAGCACGACGUAAUUGACGAUGCCAUUAGAGAUCGUGGAGAGGGAUAUACGGUCUUUAGUAUUCCUGUUGGCGUGUUGUACCGCCCCUCAGAGAAUAAGCUCAAGAAUUCCAAAAGUAAAGAUUAUCUUGGGAAGGCGAAACUUGUCGCAGCAUCGGACGCCACUGAUGCGUUCACUGAAUUCACUGGCGUCAAGAAACUCAAGGAGGAGCGUGAGAAAGCAAGAGAAAGAGAUCAAGAAAGGGAGGACGAUGGGUUGAAGAGAAGUGCAACCGUUCCACCGCCACGUACUGAACCUAUCGGCCGGCCUACCAUUGAGCGCUCUAAAACAACGAAUACGGGUCCGAAACCCACUACCCCCGCUUUCCCUUCUAUUGCUGAUAUGGAACUUGCUCUGCCCCCCACAUCAGGCUUGUCGAGGAGCAACUCUGUUGCACCUGCGCGCAUCAACAUUUCCACCUUCGCUUCAAGUCGCCCUCCAGCCGAUGGUGCACCUGCCCUGUCACCCACGUCACCUUUGACGAGGAACAACUCUGUCCCACCUUUCCGCAGCAACACUAUCAUUCGUCCCACAACCCCUUCAAGUGUAGCUCCGUCGAGGGGACUGACUAUAAGGAAAAAAGAACCUCUGCCUAGCCAGCUUAUCAAUCAACCUGGGGCUCUCUUCCAACCUCCAUUUGCACCACAGACCUAUCCUGAUCCGUCGCAAGUGCCGAAACAAUACCAACAGCAGCUAAAUCAGAACCAGCCGCCGGCGCGUAAUCAGUACCAACAACCUCAGCCGUACCAAACCCAGACCCUUCCUGACAAUGGAUAUCAGGUACCAGCAUCUAAUCUCCAGGCUAAUUUUCCUGCACCAAAGGCGUCAUUCGUGCUCCCCGCUGCUCCUCCCCCCCAAGAGGCAUCGGCUCGACAACUAGAUUUCCUCGAUGACUAUAUUGGUUCCUAUACUGAAGAUUAUUCACGUUCUGUCGUGCAAGGAUCGCUACCUAAUAUGGGUGUGGAUCGCGUGGCAUUGUGGCCCCAGGGAAGCGCACAGUCAGGUACAGGGGCUACAGGCUUGAGCACUGGUUCGAUGAUUCAGCGGAUGCCAUCGCGCAAUGAGCUCAGCAGCAACCAGGGGUCCUUGAACUCUGAGGCGCCAAUGGCUGUCAAUUUCUCCCGCGCCGGUGGGGGAAGCAUGCGUCGGAAACCAACCAGACGAGUGACGCAGAGGCGGCCGAAGCCAACGUAUGAGGAAGAGGAGGAGGGUUAUGUGAGUGAGGAGUACGACGACUCCUAUGAUGUGGCGAAUAUCCGUGUCAAGUUGCACUACCGAGGCGAAGUGCGUGGAAUGACGCUAACGUCCGAUGCGACAUUCGAAGAAUUCGUCGAGCGCGUGACAAGCAAGUUUAGCACUACUAUGAACGGUCUGGGUUUCAAAUUCAAGGAUGAAGAUGAUGUGAAAGUGACGCUGAGAGACGGCAGUGAUUUUGAACUUGCCAUCGAAACUGUACGAGCGAACGCGAAGGGAAGGGGUGAGGGGAAGCUGGAGAUUUGGUGCACGGAUAUGUGA
Messenger RNA from Suillus subaureus, 2019 nucleotides. RefSeq lists its product as uncharacterized. The coding region runs from base 1 to 2019 and encodes 672 amino acids. The transcript has 9 exons. The record is from RefSeq and is a predicted model, not a curated record. Gene Ontology annotation, molecular function: protein binding. Lineage: Eukaryota; Fungi; Basidiomycota; Agaricomycetes; Boletales; Suillaceae.